UUCCGUUCCCUUUCUUGCGGACCAAUACCAGACACAGAGGCGAUCGAGAGGGGUCAGAGAUUCGGGAGUCGGCGGCGACGCAGGAGGAAGCGCUCGGGGAGAGGCCGCCACCCGCCUGGGAGGGUCUCGGAGAGCGUUAGAGAUGGUGCCGGCGAAGGGGUGGAGCCGGAGGGUCGGGAGCGCGCGGUCGUUCGUGGGGAACGCGCUGGGCGGCGUGCGCGGUUGGACCAACGUCGCCUCCUGGGCGGUCGCCGGGAGCCUCGCCUACUACCUCUGGGUCCGACCCGCGCGCCAGCUCCAGAAGGAGCAGCAGGAACGAGCUGCUUUAGCUGCUGCCUCGGAUCCAUACCGUUAUGUCGAGAAACGGAGGCCAAUUCCUGACCCCCAGGACACUGGCCUAACUUACGGGAAGAAGAAGGAUCCUCCGAAGUCUGACAACUAGUUCAUCUGGGAACAUCCUGUACCAAAUACGGCGUCCGUUUGACUGGCAACGUCCCAAUAUGGGAUUUCUGCAAGCCUGAUUGCUAACGCAUGAUAAGCAUAUACCGUUAAAAAGGUUGCUUCCUCAUGCUAGCAAGCCAGGUCUUGUUGUCGUCUGAGUCUCUUCGUUUUGAGUAAUUUAGCGUUCAUCUUUUGAGUUUCCUGCUUGUUUGGACGGAUACCGUUUUGUUAGACACGAGGAAUCAUACUGGAAAUGUAAAUGUGUAAGUGCUAGAUGUUCAGAAAUCGGUGUAUGGAGACACUACAAUCCGUGCAUUGUGAUACCGUCACUGCUACUGCUACUCUGCUAGUGUUUCCAACAUGCUAAAUAAUAAAUCCACUGUCUAUGAUCGGAGUGCAA
Messenger RNA from Triticum urartu, 841 nucleotides. RefSeq names its product subtilisin-like protease. Lineage: Eukaryota; Viridiplantae; Streptophyta; Magnoliopsida; Poales; Poaceae. The record is from RefSeq and is a predicted model, not a curated record.